CAUUUACAAAGUUGAUAGUCCCGUUUAUUUGAAUGGGACUUUAUCUAAUCAACGAGCACUAAUGAAACUACUGUUCACUGUCACAAUGAGUUUGGAUUUUUUCGGUUAAAAUUAUGUGGUGUCAGUGUCGUUAAGGCAUCACGAGAGUUCAACAUGACGAGUAUGUUAGUGAGGUGUGGCAGCUGGCCCCAAUGGAUAGCAGCUAUUGAAAUCUUCAUGAUGGCGUUCGUCUGCGGUGUAGAAACCGGUUGGACAUCUCCAUCCCUAGCGAUCCUCCUGGACAACACCAGGACAUCAAUUCCCAUGACAAAAUCCCAAGGAUCAUGGGUGGCAUCACUCCUGAAUAUCGGUCGUGCUGUUGGUGGUCUAGUUGGUGCUGUUGAUCUUGAGUUAACCGGCAGCAAGACAUCCGCCCUUCACAUCGGAGUUGUCCAAGUGAUCAGCUUGGUCUGUCUAGCAGUGGCAGACACUGUCAGCUGGCUCUACGCAUCAAGAUUCAUCGGUGGAGUAGCAACUGGUAUGUUCUUCAUAUCAUUCCCCCUCUACAUCGGUGAGAUCUCCAAUCCAAGGAUUCGUGGUGCCCUAGUUGGUACCAUAGCCAACGGAAUGGCGAUUGGUUACGUCGUGGGUAACGUGACAGGUGCCUACAUGUCAAUCCCAUCAUUCGCGGUGUCAAUGCUAUCGGUAACUGUUCUGUUCCUGAUGACAUUCUACUGGCUCCCGAAGACAUCCCACCGUCUGGUGUUGACUGACAAAAUGGAGGAAGCAGCUGCGGCAAUCAGAUGGUACCAACGUGACGCCGACGUUCCAGUGGAGCUGGCUUCCCUCCAGAAGUUCGUCAAGGACAAGCAGUCGAUGACGAUCAAUCACCUGGUGACUGAGUUCCUCCUCCCCCACAACAGAAUCGCCCUCUUCAAGGUCAUCAUGGUGUACGUCCUGAUGCAGCUGAGUGGCCUCUACACCGUCGGCUUCUACAUGGAGAUCAUCCUGAAGAAGGGAGGGGUGACGAUCAUCGACCCUGCGAUGGCUGUCAUCAUCAUCAGCACCAUCGGCCUGGCAGGGGGGUGGGUCGCCAUGUGCACGAUUGACACCUUUGGACGGAAGCUCGUGCUGACGAUAUCAGCAACUGGACUCGCCGUCAGUCUCGUUGGAAUUGCCCUUCACUACCGGCUCCUCGAGGCCGGCUACGAUCCAAAUCAUCUCCAGUGGUUUAUCAUCACGUCUGUCAUCAUCCUCGAGUGCUUCAUCAACCUGGGGAUUGUCCCCAUCCCCAGCACGAUCCUGAGUGAGAUAUUCGCGCCGAACAUCAAGAGCUACUCGUCCUGCAUCGCGAAUAUUAUUUCCGGAUUGAUCGCCUUCGUCACGACCCAGAGUUAUCAAUUGAUGAUUGAUUCCAUUGAUUACAAUGUCUACUAUAUUUAUGCUCUGAUGAUGAUGCUGUUGGGGGUGUUCACGAUGACACAGCUGCCGGAGACGAAGGGUAAAUCGUUGCAGGAGAUUCAGAACAUGUUGAUGAGGAAAUGAGGUGGGGGUAACACGUGACGAUUGAUUGGGAUUCAAUCGUAAUUAAUUGACUCAUCAAUUAAUUACGAUUGGAUCCCGAAGGGAUUGACUCACCCGAGGAGAUUGACUCGCAACAAUCCCUUGACCUCAAUUUUUUUGGGACUUACCGACUGCCGGUAAUCACCCGACGUUCGAUAAUUAGGGACUUCUGGAGUUGAAUUAAUUAAUCUACUGUCGCCUAAUAAUUUUUCCAGUCGAAACAUUUAUUAUUCUGUGAUACCUCGCCCUGCAAUACCGACGGCCACCACUCCCCCCCCUCUCCUCAUCCC
Molecule: messenger RNA, 1832 nt
Organism: Diachasmimorpha longicaudata
Lineage: Eukaryota; Metazoa; Arthropoda; Insecta; Hymenoptera; Braconidae
Product: facilitated trehalose transporter Tret1-2 homolog
Exons: 2
Coding region: 154-1524 (456 amino acids)
Biological process (GO): transmembrane transport
Cellular component (GO): membrane
Molecular function (GO): transmembrane transporter activity
Source: RefSeq, a predicted model, not a curated record